AUGGCCGAUCAGCUCACCGACGAUCAGAUCUCCGAGUUCAAGGAAGCUUUCAGCCUAUUCGACAAGGACGGAGAUGGUUGCAUCACGACGAAAGAGCUUGGCACAGUGAUGAGAUCACUAGGCCAGAAUCCAACAGAAGCAGAGCUUCAAGAUAUGAUUAACGAAGUUGAUGCCGAUGGUAACGGAACCAUUGAUUUUCCAGAGUUUCUUAACCUCAUGGCUCGGAAGAUGAAAGACACGGAUUCAGAGGAAGAGCUCAAAGAAGCUUUCAGGGUUUUCGAUAAGGAUCAGAACGGUUUCAUUUCGGCUGCGGAGCUGAGACAUGUGAUGACCAAUUUGGGAGAGAAGCUGAGUGAUGAAGAAGUUGAUGAGAUGAUCAAAGAAGCUGAUGUUGAUGGAGAUGGUCAGAUUAAUUAUGAAGAGUUUGUCAAAGUUAUGAUGGCAAAGAGAAGACGGAAGAGAAGUAUGACGACGAAACGUAGUAUCGCUUCUGAAUUUAAAGAAGAGAGCCGUCGCCGGAAAAGUCAUUGUUGUGUUCUCUAA
Messenger RNA from Microthlaspi erraticum, 543 nucleotides. The record is from the annotation of a GenBank genome assembly. Lineage: Eukaryota; Viridiplantae; Streptophyta; Magnoliopsida; Brassicales; Brassicaceae.